AUUUUUUCACAGUAAAAGUCCUGGUUCCCCCCACAGCCAGUGAAGGCCAUGAGGUUCCCCAGAAGGAAAGGUCCAGCCGGACCAGUACUCGCGGUGAGGCGGACCGGCCAGCCAGACCCAAGGUUCAACUACGAGCUUUUUAACUGCAACAACUUUAAUAUACGCUAUUGGAGCUGGAAUUACCGCGGCUGCUGGCACCAGACUUGCCCUCCAAUUGUUCCUCGUUAAGGGAUUUAGAUUGUACUCAUUCCA
This is a messenger RNA of Aspergillus ibericus CBS 121593, 252 nucleotides long. The record is from RefSeq and is a predicted model, not a curated record. NCBI's taxonomy places the organism in Eukaryota, Fungi, Ascomycota, Eurotiomycetes, Eurotiales, Aspergillaceae.